CAGCAGUGAAUGGCGGCGCUCGCUCUCCGCAGAGCAACUCGGAGCUUCUCAGUGAGGAACAUCUGCUACCCGAACCGGCGUUUUUAUGGUGUUUAAGCUCGUUUCAGCUCGUUUCUGUACGCGAAAAUGAGGUGAAAUGUAGCUGAUAGACGUCUCAACAUGACGAGGUUGAAAGUGAGCCGUGAGAGGUGUCGGUUCGCAGGAAUACUCCGUGUUUAUUCGGUGAAAUGAGAUGAAGCAGCCUGCUGGAUUGUCACUCUUGUGUUAGUCUAGUCUUUCCUUUUCCCUUUCAGCACAUUCUCCUGUAAAAGACUGAUUUUAUUUCUAUCUGGAUCAAAAGAUAAUCGAAUUAACCGACUGUGUCUGGCCGAAGAGAAAGAAGGAGAAAGAGGAGGAGGAGGCAGGAGGCAGGAUUUUUUCUUUCCAGCUGGGGAAUGAUAAUAUGUCAAGACGAAAACAGACCAACCCUUUCAAAGUGAAUUGUAGGUAUCACAGGGCCGUUUCACAUGACAGGCUUCUCUGGCCUACAGCACGCUUCAGAGAUGGAGGCGAAAGACGACUUUGCUGACAACUCUGCACGCCACGGCGCCGACUGCGGAGACCUGGACGAGCAGGACGGCACCACCGACGACAGCGACAGCGACUUGGACAAAGAGAACUCCUCCAGCUCCUCGGCUGAUGACAACAUGACGUGUCAUAAGGCGAGCCAGUGCUCCGUUCACGGUGGAGGCAUGAAGGAGGAGAGCGAGAGGGAGUCAGACCUGGGGGGUAAUUACACAUGUCCCAUCUGCACUCUGGAGUUCGGCAGCGCAGAUCAACUCAUUGCACACGUCUACCAGCACACAUCGACGGUGGGUAGCAGUAAGAGUUACGUGUGCCCGGUGUGUGGACGAGCUCUCAGCUCACCGGGCUCUCUCGGACGUCACCUCCUCAUUCACUCAGACGACCGACUCUCCAACUGUGCGGUGUGUGGAGCUCGCUUUACCGACACCAAGAACUUCAACAGGGAAAAGCUGAAUGACUUCCUCAGUGCCAGUGAUUUAGGGAGCAGCAGCGGAGAUCAGACCUGCUCUAUGGUCCAGGCCGUGUCCGUGUCUGAUGGUCACAUGUCCAUCCAAGGGGCCAAUCACAGAACCUCUCUAGGUUCAGGCUUCCCCCCGCUCCCGGGCAGCCUCUUGUCCUCCGGAUCUUCACUGCCCUCGUUCCCCGACACCCUCAACCCGCUCCCCGACUUGUUAAACCCCAUGCCCGUGUAUCCAGCAGGCGUGCUGCUGGUGUGUAACAGCUGUGCUGCGUAUCAGCAGCUGGCGGGCAGUCCGUCCUCGGAGAUGAGAAAGUGGGCAUCACGGCGCAGGAACGAACCGGCCGAGGCGCGGAUGCAGCGACUGGAACGCGAACGCGUGGCCAAGAAGAGCAAGCGCGAGCGCGAGACGCCCGAGGAGCGCGAGCUGAGACGGUUACGCGACCGCGAGGCUAAGCGCAUGCAGCGGCUGCAGGAGACGCAGGAACAGCGAGCGCGCCGGCUGCAGCGAGACCGCGAGGCCAUGCGCCUCAAACGCGCCACCGAGACGCCCGAAAGGAGACAAGCGCGGCUGGUGCGUGAACGAGAGGCUAAGCGGCUCAAGCGGCGACUCGAUAAGAUCGAACCAGCGUUGCGCGCGCAGAUCGAGCACGAUCCCGCCGCCGUGGCCGCGCUCACCGCCGACGUCAACCUCUUCCAGUUCCCCUUCCCCGUCCCCGUCUCCUCCAUGGACAACGGGCUGUUUAUGAAACUUCCCUAAUCCGACGGAAACGCAAAGACUAGCGGGCGCGUCAGAUUGCAUUGAGAUCAGAUUAUUCUAAGACUGCUUUGGACAGUCACAUGGUCACUGGCGAACGCUCUACAUCUAUUUAUAAGCAGGUGAUAUUCGUCCCGAGGUGAAAGUAGAAAUGCUGUUUGCGCCCUAUUUCUCGUUGCGGAACAUCAGAAGGAGCAGUCUUCUGCGGUUUUCACUCGCACAACUUAACAAUUGGCAUAACUUUAGCUAGCUGUUAGCUACUGAUUAUAUUUACUACAUCAAACCUAAUAAGUGAAAAUAAGGCUGGUAGUGAUGUCAUUGAUUAGCGCGACAAACGUAUAUUUCUGGUGUUUUAGGGUACAUACAGCUGUUCUGUUUUCACCUGAGCACGAAUAGACACUCCCGUUAUUUAUACACAACAGCAGGGUAAAGACUCUUUAACGACCCUGCCUUACGAACAAGCAUGUCUACAGAUCUAGUUUGCAUGUGGACCUACAGUGAGGAGGAAGAGAUGUGCAGCCACGCCCUCACACGCCCCGCCCUCUGAGUGGCCGGAGUUUACCUGUAGCUACGACUCCUCCUCCCUGCUGGAGCUCCAAUCCACAGAUUCAACUACCUCGUCUCAGGACUUCUCCGUGCUCGACGUCUUCUGUCUGGAAUGCAGGGACUCGACACACACAUGCGCACACACACACACACCGCAAUGCAGUGGUGUUGGUGCUAAGCUGCUUUCGUAAUGAUGUCGUCGUAUCGGUCAGAUGCCGUUGAUUUUUAUGCGUUUCUUUCUUCGUUCUAGAAAGUAAUCAUGAAUCAACCAAUAGGAGGCAGUUGUGGGCGGGGCUUCCGUCACACUGAUCGCAGCCGUAUCUAGCUACGACAAAAUGCUUAAAAUCGUCCUAAACAUUGCCUCUGAUGUUAUGCUCAAAUGUUGCAUUUGCUUAAAAAAUAAAAAUAAGCAAGUUAGCUCAGUUUACAGGACCGUUAUUACGCAGCACCCUCUAGUGUCAGGUUUUAGUAUUGUUACGUCUGGAUAUCGCUUCUUUUACCGUUUUAUACCACAGCGCUGUCGAAUUCUGGAUUGCGAUUUGCCAGGUGGUGUUGAUUAGUUUUCUGUAACAGUGUUACUAGCAGACAGUAGUGCAGGUUUAUCGUAACGUGCUCGUCUAACAAUUACGGAGCAAGGAGUCUGCAGCGUUAGCGCUCUGUACGAGUCAGAGAGUGAAGCCGAUGGUCGAAACGUCAUUGUGAAAGCAGCGUUCUGCACCGAUCCACACUCUUUUCUGCGUCCGUGUGCCCUUCUGAAAAGAGGAAAUAAUGCCACUCUCGCUCUCUAUGCUAAAAAUGUGGAAGUGGAGCGUUCCACGCCGAACUCCUCCGGCGCGUGGUAAACUUGAAACCUCCGUACCGAUCUACAGAACAUAACAGAAACACAACAAAACACGGGUUCCUUCUUGUCUCAGGGAUGUCGAGGGUGAACCGGUUUGUCCUCGCAGCCUGAGAGAGAAGAGGAAAGGAUAGAAGAGAAGAAGCGCUCUCUUCCUCUUCCUCCGCCUCCUCCCACAUCUCCUCUUCCUCGCUGCAGAACCGUCGCGAGAAACACUGCCUCGUCCUCGCCCCGCUCGUUCCAGCCGCACCGACCUGCUGCUUUCCUCCGGUUUUACACCUCAUCCACGCCGCCAAGGUUUCACUAACGUUUUUCUCUCGGCCAGCUCCGACUCUCCGUCUCCGUGGCGUGUUCGUGAACUCUCCGUAGCGCUGCUCUAGUCGAGUCUCUGUACACAUGAUGAAUGCUAACCGAAUGCUAAUGUUGCCUUUCACAUCACUGGAGAAACUUUUUUUUUUUUUUUUUUUAAUGUUAUGAUUUUAUAUCGAGACAGGCAUGAUGAGUUCUGUUUAAAAUGAUUACUAUUGUGUUAAAAAAAAAAAAACCAAACAAAAAAAAAAAAAAAAACAAUGCAUGAAAGAUGGAUGGAUGCGGAUCUGAGGCAGUGGGCAUGUUCGUACUUGACGGAUGAUCUUACUCUAAAUCGACACGUUAGGAAAUAGUUGAGUAGACAAAUACAUAUUUAUUAAAGCUGCUGUAAGCGAUGUUGGCUGCCGACGAAGGCCACACCUUUCCCCUUCGGGCCGGCGUUCAAUAUGGACGAAUAUAUAUUCGCCAUACGCACGACGUCGGUUGAAAAUAUGUCCGCCGACCCAGGGACAAAACGAUCCUUGAAAUUUUUAAAACAAAACCAAUUGAUUGUCGCCCCGCUUUAAAUUGGGCUGAACUAGCUGGCUGAUAUUGGCGUGAAAAGGAUAUGAAAUAAAGCUAGCCGGCUAGCGUUACACCGGGCCGUCGUCGCUGAAAUAGCUCAAAUACAAAGCUAGCUAAAAAGGUAUUACAGAUGCAGCUCAACCACGCCUGUACGUCUAGCUAGCUGAAAAAGAACCCCCCCCCCCCCGGUAGUUUUCUUUUGUUUGUAAGAGUGGACGACAGUUUUAUAUCGGGACGCCCGAUUCCGAACGCGACUUCGACGUCCGCUUCGAUUCCGAACCCCGCGCCGGUGUCACCUCUACCUUAGCGAUCGCCGUCGGGAUGUAAAUAGCCGAAGUGUUCUUAAAAGUCGAUUACAGCAGCUUUAGAUACUGUUUACACCGAUUGUAACCGAUCCAUAACUCCCGCGCGAUACCUCUCGAAAAACAGGGUCAAAUAAUAUAUUGUACUUUAGCGUAUACUAUAGAUUUUUUUUUCUUCCUUUCCUCCAUUCCGAUUCUUCAUUCCAGUUAUUGCUGAAGAAAAAAACAAACAGAACAACCCUGACACGCCAGUUGAGGUUUUACGAGAUUUUCUGUGGCGUUUUUUUUUGGUUUGUUUGUUGUUGUUGGUUCUGGAUCAAAGAUAAAAAGAGGUGUGACUAUCACUAUGCAACGAUUCUGUACUCCAGACCCUGUACAUCUUGACACUUUCUAUUGUUACUAUGCAGCCGAAAGGUGACGAGGUGAAAGGACACGGGAUUGCAUGCAGCGAAUCAACACACACACACACGAAGAAAGACUUGAACACCUCAUAUGAGGGUUUUAGCGUAAAACGUGAAAUCUGAACCGGCUCUCGUACUCCGAGAGGCAAAUUUGACGUAUAGAUUUUUCUUUGGACGGAGCUGAGGACCGCUCUACACUCUUAGGGGAAAAAAAAAAUCCUAGCCGUUCAAGCUUGGAACCCAUUUUGGUGAAAUACUCUUAGGGUUUGUUCUGCAUAACGAAAUGCUCCUCUAAAUCACGGGUUCCCAACUCUGGUCCUCCAGGAGAACCCCCUUGACCUGUGGUUCCCUGCUCGAACACACCCACUUCAACUCAGGAAUAGGUUGAAGCUGAUAAGUUGAAUCGAGCGUGUUCGGAGCAGGGACAACACUCAAACGUGCAGGACGGGGGGUUCUCCAGGACCUGUGCUUUAGAGGAACACCUGAAGGACCCUUAAGGUCUCAGCAUGUUUCACGUGGAAACGACGGUGGCCAGGCUUCCGAGGACAAUACGGUUUGAAAUUCUAAACAACUGUGAAAAAAAAAAUACAAAUACAUCAGGAAAAUGUCUGCUAAAGCUAGCCGACUAUCGCCGCCCCGCUUUAACGCCGGCGUACGCACGUUAUUUGACGUCUUUUUGUGCCAAUAUUAACUGUGUAUACUGGCUUGAAAAGUUCUCAAAUAAAGCGGUCGUCGCUGAAAUCGUGAGGAAAAAUAAAGCUAGCUACGAAAGUAUUACAGAGGUAGCUAAAUCACGACUAGACGUCUAGCUAGCCGAACAUCGUACAUCAUGGGACGACGAGGUUUUUAUAGUUUUUUGGACCACCAUUUUAUCCCGGACUUCGCUUCACUUCAGAUUUUUUUCAAAUUUCGCGACGCGCUUUUAGUUGUACUCAGGUUUCACGUACAUGAAUCGAAAAGGGCUUCGGCUGAACGCUCGUCGUGAUGACGACGUCACGUGACGCGUCUCGGCCCGAGUGCGGAAAAUCUGCGGUGAUUUUGAAAAACCGCAAGCUCCUGCGAACGUGUCAGAUGGCCAUUCCAAAAUGGCCGACUUUGAGGAGAUGCUUCCUCCUAUAGUUGUGGGAUAAUCGUCAUGACGUCGUAACAACGCCACCUGCAGCACGGGAGGACUUUUAGGACAGAGCAAAAACGGACCGGUUUAGUCUUUCGCACAAAACAAACCUCACGGGCGUCGUCUCCGCGUCACGUAUCCCGAAGCCUUUAACGUCUCAUCCCCGUAGAGUGUAGAACUACAAUCCUCCUGCUCUUACGUCGAUCUUGAUCCAAAAUCCGGAUGUAAUUCCUAUUCUGCUAUUAAACAGUCCACACUAUUUUCAAAAGACAGACCAGAGAUUUUUAUAAAACACACUGACAUUAAUGAGUCCUAAAGUUUGUGUGUGUGGGGCCAUGUUGAUAUUAUAUGCAUUGCGAAAGAAAUUAACACGUGCAUGCGUUUCGCUAUUCUCUACGCUUGUGUUCUAUUCUUUGCCUGCUUCCUUCUCUAGUUCUGUAUCAAGGGACCUCAUGACAAAUUAUUAUUAUUAUUAUUUUUUUUUUUUAAUGUAAAUUUUUUGGUUAGUCUUUCACGAGACACCCUUGACCACGUUUACACACGUCUACAAACGCCAAAACGACCUGACGCCACGUGUCAACUUGCAUGUCUAGUCGCCGCACGCUUUUUUUUCUACGACCUUACGAUUCAGUUACGGUGAAUCCUAACUCAUAAAUCCUCCGGUUUCACGACGCCCCCGUCUGACCGGACGAACACACCCUACGGCGAAGCUGCAAGCGGACACGUGAAACAGGACAGAAGUGAAAAAGAACAACACUGUAUUUGAUCUCAUCCCACUUGAGAACGCACCUUGCAGAAAGCCAUUUCUCUGUUACUGGAUUAACAGAUUAAACUGUCAGGAGGAAACUGGGAUCAAUAAACGUUGACCUGCCUACAAAACGUUGUGUGUUAGUGGUUGUGUAAAGACAGUGCAGAUUCUCACCGACAACGCUGCAACGACACUGCGCGGGCUCGUCUUCGACUCUGCUAAACGGAGUAAAGAAACGUUUCAAACAUAAACAGGAAAAACAUUAAACAGUGUUUAACUGAAACUGUAGCAAAUUAUAUGUG
Ictalurus punctatus (channel catfish) is the source of this 6902-nucleotide messenger RNA. It is a transcript of the gene znf821, whose product is annotated as zinc finger protein 821. Gene Ontology annotation, molecular function: DNA-binding transcription factor activity, RNA polymerase II-specific; RNA polymerase II cis-regulatory region sequence-specific DNA binding. The coding region runs from base 507 to 1781 and encodes 424 amino acids. Gene Ontology annotation, cellular component: nucleus. Gene Ontology annotation, biological process: regulation of transcription by RNA polymerase II. The record is from RefSeq and is a predicted model, not a curated record. The transcript is spliced from 6 exons. Lineage: Eukaryota; Metazoa; Chordata; Actinopteri; Siluriformes; Ictaluridae.